Messenger RNA from Fusarium pseudograminearum CS3096, 765 nucleotides. RefSeq lists its product as uncharacterized. Lineage: Eukaryota; Fungi; Ascomycota; Sordariomycetes; Hypocreales; Nectriaceae. The transcript has a single exon. Bases 1 to 765 code for a protein of 254 amino acids. The record is from RefSeq and is a predicted model, not a curated record.
AUGCCUUCGGACCGAAAACCCAAAGUUAGAGCCAAAGACGUACUUGAGGAGUGGUACUAUGACCUAGAUCCGUUGGCCAAUGAUUGUGCAAAGAUAGCAGAAUCACAGUACCGCGCAGGGUAUGAGAUUCGCCGGGGUCUUAUUAGCACUAUCAAGUCCGAUUCUCAAUUCAGAUCAUGCCUAGAGCGAAACAAAUCGUCGCGUCUUUUGAUCGACAUUAGACCCGAAAACCCUGCAGGUAGUCUUGAACUGCCUAUCGUCGCCUUGGAUACAUACCGAGAAUUGGAAUCAUUAGAAGGCAGCCAUGGUACCGGUCGUGUUAUACAGUUGGUGUUUUUCGCCAGUCAGCACAAGGAUGUGACGAGAGAUCGACAUAUGGACCCAAGUGAUCUGGCGUUGAGUCUUUUGUCGCAACUCGUUUACCACUACCGACACUUCGAUGCAGACGAUCUACGACGUGCAAAAAAACGUAUCGACCCAAGGGAUAUUAGCUCGAUCUUGUUGGAAUUCGAGCGUCUUCUUAUUCGGUUGCCACGAAACACGACCGUCAUAAUUAUCAUUGACGACUUGGAUGCUUUCGCACAUCCUUCCUCACGAGAGAGACGUAUGAUGCACACUAUAGGGAGACUGUUGGAAAUUCACGGUGAUCGCCAGUACGAAGCGAAACUAAAGUUCAUCUUUGGAAAUUCGUCUCGCAACAUCUUCAGUUAUGACCUAUUCAAAGAGAGGGACACGCUGAGGAUUAGAUCAUCAUCACGUCGAUGA